AUGACGCGGUCAUUCUUGAUCCCAUCUCGCGAUGGCUCGGUGACCGAGGUGCAUAUUGAAGAACCUGCGCUGAGAGCGCAGAAUUUGACUCUCGUUACAUGGACCUCGAGUUUCAUUCUCGCUAGCCUCCUCCACAAGCUUGAUAUCAUCGUCUCAUCACGCUCUAGGGUUCCGGUCUUAGAGCUAGGGGCAGGUACAGGCUUGGUAGGCUUAACGGCCGCUUCUUUGUGGGAGCAACCUGUGUAUCUGACCGAUCUUGCUCCUAUUCUGCCCGCACUGUCGACCAACAUCAGCCUGAAUUCCGCGCUCGUCAAAAACCUGGUUAACUGCGGAUCUCUCGACUGGAAUGAACCUGAUUUUCUCUUUACUGGGGAUGGAGAGAAGAUCUCGGCCGAUCAGGAUAAAGCCCAAGUUAUCCUUGCAGCGGACACGAUGUAUUCGGAAGACCAUCCGGAAUUGCUGUCCAAAGCCAUAUUCAGGUGGCUAGCACCUGGUCCCUCGGCACGCGUGAUAAUGACUUGGGCCAUGCGUGUAGCUUACCUCGACCAGAUCCGAGAGAUAUGGGCAAUCCUCGAGGCUAAGGGGCUAGAAUGCAUUUUGGAGGGAAGAGAACAAGCCACCGACGAUAGUUGGGACGAUGAAGGUCUUUGCGAGUGGAGUGUCUGGCAGUGGAAGCCCACCUGA
This is a messenger RNA of Exophiala aquamarina CBS 119918, 684 nucleotides long. RefSeq lists its product as uncharacterized. The transcript has a single exon. Lineage: Eukaryota; Fungi; Ascomycota; Eurotiomycetes; Chaetothyriales; Herpotrichiellaceae. The record is from RefSeq and is a predicted model, not a curated record. The coding region runs from base 1 to 684 and encodes 227 amino acids.